AUGGCAUCUAUUACUUUUAGAACUCCAUUGUCCUCUCAGGAACAGGCCUUCUAUAAUCAGAAAUUCCACCAGUUGGAUUCUGAAGAUCUUGGGGUAGUUACUGGUGAGGCGGUGAGACCACUGUUCGCGUCUUCCGGGCUUCCAGGACAGAUACUGUCCCAAGUUUGGGCUAUGGUCGAUAUAGACAAUAAAGGAUUUUUGAACUUGAACGAAUUUUCAGCCGCUUUGAGAAUGAUUGCUCAGUUGCAACAGACUCCUAAUCAACCAAUAUCUAGCACUCUCUAUGAGAGUGCACCAGCUCAACUGGCUGCUCUUCCUAUAGGUCAAACCUCAACUCCAAUACAAAGCAAUAGCGAAACCGCCAAUACAAAUGCAACUGAGGUUCCGCCCUUAUCUGCUAAUGAUAUUGCUAAAUUUUCACAAUUGUUUGAUAGAACUGCAAAGGGUGCUCAAACUGUUGCAGGCGAUAAGGCUAAGGACAUAUUUUUGAAGGCCAGAUUACCAAACCAAACAUUAGGUGAGAUUUGGGCUCUUUGCGAUAGAGAUACUUCAGGUGUUUUGGACAAAUCUGAAUUCAUAAUGGCCAUGUAUUUAAUUCAACUUUCGAUGUCCCAUCAUCCAAGUAUGAUGCCACCACCGGCUGUAUUACCUACCCAAUUAUGGGAUUCUAUUCGUUUAGAACCAGCUGUUGCUAACCAACAAAAUAGAACUGCUCCUUUAAGUGCCAAUUCUACGGGCGUAUCCUCAUUAACAAGGCAUUCCACUAUAUCACGUUUAUCUACGGGUGCCUUCAAUAAUGCCGCUUCAGACUGGUCUUUGAGUUUUGAAAAAAAACAGCAAUUCGAUGCAAUGUUUGAUUCAUUAGACAAACAACAUGCUGGUUCAUUGAGUUCUGCUGUGUUGGUUCCCUUCUUUUUAUCAUCUAGAUUAAACCAGGAGACGUUGGCCACUAUCUGGGACUUAGCUGACAUCCACAACAAUGCUGAAUUCACCAAAUUAGAAUUUGCCAUUGCCAUGUUCUUAAUUCAGAAGAAAAAUGCGGGUGUCGAAUUACCAGACGUUAUUCCCAAUGAAUUAUUACAGUCUCCAGCUCUGGGACUUUAUCCACCAAAUCCACUUCCUCAACAACAAAGCGCACCUCAAAUUGCCAUCCCUUCCAGAGCAAGUAAACCAUCUUUACAGGACAUGCCACAUCAAAAAUCUGCUCCUGCUGUUAAUACUCAACCACCAGCUCCACAAGUUCUUCCUCAAAAUUCAAACAACGGCUCUUUGAACGAUUUACUGGCUCUAAACCCCUCAUUCAGCUCCCCUUCUCCUACAAAAACACAACCGAUAGUUCAAAACAACACAAAUAAUAGUUUUUCAUACGAUAGUAACAACGGUCAAGCUACAUUUCAACAACAAUCACAGCAGCCACCAACUUUAACCCACUCCUCUUCCGGGCUAAAAAAGUUUACUCCAACAUCAAACUUCGGACAGAGUAUAAUCCAGGAAGAGCCCGAGGAACAAGAUACACCAAAAGAAGUUCACGAAGUCUUCAGCACUCAACAACCACCCCCAGUUCCAAAGCAUGCUGCCAGUCCAGUUAAACGGGCAGCGUCUACAACAUUACCACAAGUUCCAAACUUCUCUGCAUUUAGCAUGCCAGCAAAUGCUGCCACUGGCGCAAUUUUAGGCACAGCGGCAGGUGCUGCUGCUCUAGGUGCGUCUGCUCUUUCAAGAUCUUCCAACAGUACUUUAAAGAAUCAGGAUUUAUAUGCAGAUGGCGAGGCUUCUGCUCAGCUAUCUAAUGCCACGACUGAAAUGGCCAAUCUAUCCAAUCAAGUGAACUCAUUGUCUAAGCAGGCAAGUAUUACCAAUGAUAAAAAAUCUAGAGCCACUCAGGAGUUAAAGCGUGUUACUGAGAUGAAAAAUUCUAUUCAAGUUAAGUUGAACAACUUACGUUCUACUCAUGACCAAAAUGUUAAACAAACAGAACAGCUGGAAGCACAAGUAAUUCAAGCCAAUAAAGAAAAUGAAACAUUGACACAACAGUUGGCUGUAUCGGAAGCAAAUUACCAUGCAGCUGAGUCCAAACUGAAUGAACUAACCAAUGAUCUGCAGGAAUCUCAAGCUAAGAAUGCCGAACUGAAAGAACAAAUAACAAACUUGAAUUCCAUGACGGCUUCUUUACAAUCACAAUUAAAUGAAAAACAACAGCACGUCAAGCAAGAAAGAUCAAUGGUGGAUGUGAAUUCUAAACAGCUAGAGUUGAGUCAAAUUACAGUAGUGAAUUUGCAAAAGGAGAUCGAAGGUCUUGGUGAAAAAAUAACUGUUUAUUUAACUAAGCAAAAGGAAUUGAAUGAUUAUCAAAAGACUGUUGAAGAGCAACAUGCGCAACUGCAGGCUAAAUACCAAGAGUUGUCUAACAAGGAUACUGAUUUAUCAGACCGUGAAAAGCAGCUAGAGGAACGUAACAAACAAAUUGAGGAACAAGAAGACCUUUACCAUCAGCACGUAUCCAAAUUGCAAGAAAUGUAUGAUGAUUUAUCUCAACGGAAGGCUUCUUUUGAUAAAGCUGAUCAAGAAUUGAAAGAGAGAAAUAUCGAGUAUGCCAAUAAUGUAAGAGAAUUAUCUGAAAGACAAAUGAAUUUAGCCAUGGGGCAACUACCAGAUGAUGUUGAAGAUGUUAUUGCAAGAUGUGCCUCUAAUACAGGUGCAACGACUAAGGAAGUCACACCAAAAGAGAAUGUUCACGAAGACACAAUAUCCAAAUUUGUAGACACCACUGUUGAGAAUUCUAAUUUAAAUACCAAUCGAAUCAAGGAUGAUGAAGAAAAAACAGAAAGAACUGAAAGUGACUUAUUUGAUAGAGACGUACCAACAUUAGGGUCUCAAAGCGAUAAUGAGAAUGCUAAUACCAAUGAUGGAACCGAAUUGGGCAGUGAGACCGCCAAUGCAAAUUUGACUGAAGCGUUAAGUGAUAGAUUUGAUGGCGAUUUGAAUGAAUAUGGCAUUCCAAGAAGUCAGUCAUUGACAUCGUCAGUUGCCAAUAAUGCACCUCAAUCCGUUAGAGAUGAUGUUGAGCUACCAGAAACACUAGAAGAACGUAGUAUUGUCAAUAAUUCUAUCAACAGAGAUAAAACUGGAAACUUAUCUCACAUUCCUGGUGAAUGGGAGGCUGCCCCAGCCACUGCUUCUACGGAUGUUUUGAGCAAUGAAACUACUGAAGUUAUUGAGAACGGAAGUACCGCUAGAAAAUCUGAUUCCAAUGAAGAUGGCGAUUCGGUUAAUUCUAUCCAAGAAUCCCCAAAACUCUCUUCUCAACAAAAAGCAAAGACGAUAAAUGAGGAGUUUCCACCAAUUCAAGAAUUACAUAUUGAUGAAAGUGAUUCGUCCUCUUCAGGUGACGACGAAUUCGAGGACACCAGGGAAAUUCCAUCUACAGCUGUUAAUACUGCUAGAACUGCGUAUAAUUCUCAGCCAACAUCAAUUUCGGCCGCGGCCACGAGUCAAGAUAUACAAACUUCGGCGCAAGAAAAUUCUCUUCCACAUGAUGAAAGUGGUUCUCAAAAAGCAAAUGCUAGCUCAACUCUACCCGUUAAGGACGAAUUCGAUGACGAAUUCGCCGGGUUAGAACAGGCGGCAGUAGAAGAAGAUAACGGUGCUGAAUCGGAAUCAGAAUUUGAGAAUGUUGCCAAUAGUGGAUCGAUGGAACAAUUUGAAACCAUAGAUCAUAAGGACCUUGAUGAUGAAUUACAAGCGAAUGCUUUUACAGGGACAUUAACGAGCUCCUCAAACUCAAAUAUUCCAAAUCAACAAGUGCAACAGGGGCAACAGCAAUCAACCGGUGAUCCUGCUCAAGUAAGCAACGAUGAGUGGGACGAAAUUUUUGCUGGAUUUGGCAAUUCCAAGGCUGAACUAUCCAACACAGUUGCUCCACAACAAGCGAUUCCAUUAAAGACAGAUCACACUAUUGCUACUGAUCUACAACACAACCCAAUUGUUAACCGCGGGGUUGCAACCACUCCAAAGUCCUUAGCCAUUGAAGAGUUAAGCGGUAUGGGGUUCACAGAGGAAGAAGCACACAGUGCCCUAGAAAAAUGUAAUUGGGAUUUGGAAGCCGCUACCAAUUUUCUAUUGGAUAGCGCUUAG
Saccharomyces mikatae IFO 1815 is the source of this 4134-nucleotide messenger RNA. RefSeq names its product Ede1p (gene EDE1). Lineage: Eukaryota; Fungi; Ascomycota; Saccharomycetes; Saccharomycetales; Saccharomycetaceae. Gene Ontology annotation, cellular component: cytoplasm; plasma membrane. Bases 1 to 4134 code for a protein of 1377 amino acids. The record is from RefSeq and is a predicted model, not a curated record. Gene Ontology annotation, biological process: endosomal transport; endocytosis. Gene Ontology annotation, molecular function: calcium ion binding; protein binding. The transcript has a single exon.